AUGAGGAAAUGUGUACUUGAAUUUGGGGGACUGCUUGAAGGGUUCACGCUGUGGUACAAGGAGGAGCGGCUUGUGGAGUACGAGAGCAGCGGUGGCAGAAUCCGCGUGCUGACGCUGCCCGAGGGUAUGAGCCAUCUGGAGAUCGAGGACGCUCGAACGGCCGACUCCGGCAACUACACGUGCUCCCCGUCGGGUGGUGUCCCUGCCUCGCUCGUCCUCAACGUUAUCGAGGGUGAGGAAUGGGGCAUCCGCCGGCCGACCCUAAGUGCUGUGUUUGAUAUGCGAGAGACUGUCCGGGUAAUCCAAGAUAUUUCCUCUUCAGGUUAUUCCAAGAUGUUCCUCCUUCAGAGAAAGCAGGUUACCGGCGCCGGAAACCAGCGUGAUAAAGUGUUCCCAGAGGACGCGGGUAACCAGUUCCGACUCACUGUAGUGUGA
Penaeus vannamei (Pacific white shrimp) is the source of this 435-nucleotide messenger RNA. NCBI's taxonomy places the organism in Eukaryota, Metazoa, Arthropoda, Malacostraca, Decapoda, Penaeidae. The record is from RefSeq and is a predicted model, not a curated record.